AUGGCAGACGUCGUAUCUCUUCGAACAGAAAUUAAAGCUUGGGAACGUGAUUUCAAGUCAAAGUUCUCCAGAGAUCCUUCUGUUCAGGAUAUUAAAGAUCAACCUGCUAUAGCUGACAAGUACAAGUUAUAUAAGAAACUAUCCAAAGCAGUAGCAGCAGCUGCCUGCCUCUCUCAGACCCCCACCACUCCACCGAAAUCUACUGCUCACCCAAGUCGCUCCCGUAUUAUUUCUAAGCCGCGCGAAGUCGAAGUCGUAGCUCCUCUUCCAGGCUUCAAUCCGUUCUCACCAGUGAAGAAUAAAGGCAAGCAGAGGUAUUCCCCUCCUGCAUCCUCAUUUUCAACUCGAAAGGCACCUUUACCAAAUUCUUUCGCGACUCCGUCCAAGAAUAUACCAAACCGUUCCUCCCGGCGCGAAUCCUCAGAUAAUUUUCCAGAAGGACAGCCAGAUUUGUCAAUUGGUACACCUCUCAACUCCCAAUUACCUCCUGCGCGAAACACGGCAGUCUCGCGCGCACGAAAGAGACUUCGCGGUGAACCCGUCUCGCCCUCGCCCAAUAAGCAGAAACGUCAACGUAUCGGUUCUCAUUCGGCUUUACCCUUCCGAUUAUCACAUUUGUCUAGCGAUGAUGAAAGUGAUAGGGUAAUGGGUGGCCCGGAUGUCAACAACUCUUUUGUGGAUGAUUCUCCCGUAAAACUACCGGCAGGCGGCAAGUCAUUUAGGCUCCUCUUCGAAGACACACUACCAACUGCAAGUGUACCUAAGAGGCCUGCAAACAUGUCCAAGUCACAUUCACGAGGUUCGGACGAUGCUGUAAUCUCACACGGUGUCGAUUCGAAUGAUGCCACGAGCCUCGAAGCAUCUCCGGCCAAUGCCCAUAAAGAUUCUAGACGCUCGAAAAGCCGCCAAGAUAAUCAGAAAUCAAAGGCAGAUACAAAACCUACUUUGAUGUCAAAAUUCAUCAAGAAAGAUGAGUUUCCCAGUGCUGAAGGCCGGGUCAACCAGUCGAGAUCGCGUACAAUUACUGCAGAGAAACGAAUGCACAUCAAGUCCCAGGAACCAAAGUUGUCGCUCAAGCGUGUUUUGGAGGUCGUGUCAGUGAUUGAUGGACUGACAUCAACUUCUUCUCCACAGUUCCCCUUACUUCCGCCAUCUCCCACUUCUGAAGCGGCCUCUUCAAAUCGACGUGUUGCAGCAAACGGACAAGGAAAAGCCGGAACGAGCCGAAAAAAGGCCAGGGUUGCAGAUGAGGAGGAUGAGGAGGAUGACGAAGACGGUUUAGACGAGCUUGCUGUUAAAGUCAUCAAUCGGACCCAGGCAGCACAGCAAGUGUUGGAAAAUGCGGAAGAGCUUGACUGGGAUCCAAUAUUACAUGGCGGUGCCCGUGACCGCGAUCAAUAUGCCGCGGCUGGCGACACGAGCCGUGACGAAAAGGGAACGUUUCAUGUUGAUUUACCUGAAGAGCUCCGCCUCAUGUUGGCCAUUUCACCAUCAAGAACCCGCAACAGCAAGGAGGAGCGUGUCUUCCGCGGUUUACUUUACGGUGAUCGUGUUGGCCAUUAUGACGCGUCGAGAGGUGGGGAUAUAUGGGAUAUCGGUGAAGCGGAAGAUGUCACCCGAGAUAGUACCGAGGGGGAAGAUGAUUGGGAAGGCGAGCCUAUACCAUGGGAAGUCGGAGAGUUGUAG
This is a messenger RNA of Suillus plorans, 1686 nucleotides long. RefSeq lists its product as uncharacterized. Gene Ontology annotation, molecular function: DNA replication origin binding; single-stranded DNA binding. Bases 1 to 1686 code for a protein of 561 amino acids. The record is from RefSeq and is a predicted model, not a curated record. Gene Ontology annotation, cellular component: DNA replication preinitiation complex. Gene Ontology annotation, biological process: mitotic DNA replication preinitiation complex assembly; DNA replication initiation; double-strand break repair via break-induced replication. The transcript has 2 exons. NCBI's taxonomy places the organism in Eukaryota, Fungi, Basidiomycota, Agaricomycetes, Boletales, Suillaceae.